This is a messenger RNA of Toxoplasma gondii ME49, 9048 nucleotides long. RefSeq names its product AP2 domain transcription factor AP2VIIa-5 (gene AP2VIIA5). Gene Ontology annotation, molecular function: DNA-binding transcription factor activity. NCBI's taxonomy places the organism in Eukaryota, Apicomplexa, Conoidasida, Eucoccidiorida, Sarcocystidae. The coding region runs from base 580 to 8373 and encodes 2597 amino acids. Gene Ontology annotation, biological process: regulation of DNA-templated transcription. The record is from RefSeq and is a predicted model, not a curated record. The transcript is spliced from 5 exons.
UAAUGAUUGCCGUGUGAAGAUACUGAUGUCCGUGGUAUUACCUAGUGUACUUCUUCUAGAGUUUUUUUUUCGCCCAGACCUUUUCAGUAGCUGUUUGUCGCCCGCCGUUACGUCGUCAACCGUUGUAAGUGUCGUGAAGUAUCAGUAGCGUAAGAAACGAGCUUUUGUGUGUUUUGCAGCUUCUGGUCAACGUACAUUAUUUGCCGCGAAAGCUCGAAUCCCUUGCCGUGUCCAAGUCGGUUUCCCGUCGUAGUGACGAACCUGUCGUCGUCAGCGUCGUGUAGCAGACCAAGAGAAUCGGAAUGCAUUGCCGCACGCCAGUGCAUUUGGACCGUGUGUCUGCCUCGCGUUUCACCGUUUCACUUUCCACAAUUGCUCGGCAUGUCUUCAGCAAUUGUUCUCUCUCGGGAUUAGUGAUUCUUCUUCGUCGUUUGCGACUGGGCAGAACGCCACUGUCUGCUGAAGUCGCAUCUUGCAUCCAGCCGUGUUGUGCUGCAUCAUCCAGCUACAGGCGCUGAUUUUGACUCCGACCCGCGUAUCUGGCGUCCCCGUAAAUUUGUUUCGUGAAAAACUCGCGAAAUGCUGCUCGUGAAAAAGCCACAAGAGGUGGCGACAGCUGCCAAGACAGGCAGCAGCGGGAGUUUGUGCAGGACGGAGUCAGCGCGCUCGGAGGAGGAAACGAGUUCCUGCAUUUAUGUUGGGGAACUGGCUUGUCGUUCGUCAUCCUUGACAGAAGAGCCGUCUUCUGAAGGUUCAGUCAGCGGGACAGCGAUGAGAGAAGAAGGGCGAGGACGAAAGAGUGUGUCCUGCCUCAGUGCUGAGGCGGGCGGAGAACUACAGAAUGUUCCACUACUUUGUAAACCAGGAGGGACCCUACCGCCCGAUCUCCCGACCCACAUGUCGGCGGCGUGCUCCAAACAGGAGGACUGUGCCGCAAAGGCCAAUGGCCAAGGAAAGGAGAAUUUGUUUGAGAAGGAUUCUUCCUGGGUCUCACUGCCGCGAUCCCAGCCCCGUCCAUCGUCUCCCGUCUCUCCCUUCCCGAGUGCGUCCGUCACCCAAUGCGCACAACAUUUUUCGUGUUCAACUGCGUCACCCUCAUUGUGUAUCGAUUUGACGUCCGCCUCGUCCCCGUCAUCUGCACCGUGUUUGUCUUCUCUUCCGUCGUAUUAUCCUUCUUCGGCUUCUCCUUCCUCUUCUCCUGUGGCCGUUUGUUCCCCCUCUCCCCGUACACUGACUGCGGUCUCCACGUCUCAAUCAUCUCCAGCUUCUUCUGCCACUGCCCGUGACCAGCAGGCGUCUUCGCCGGUGUCCGGGCCCCAGCGGGCUGUCCUUGAUUCUUCUCUAAUCGCCGACCGGGACUCCGAGGACAGGGCACAUGCUGCAGAUUCAGGGUGCGACCGGAGCUCAACGUCUUCAUCUUGUUCUAUGCGUCCGCAGUGUCAGCGAGACUGUGCUGGAACACAUACCGCAUCGUCUGGUUCUGUCAGAUGUGACGGGACUGGGGACUCGCAGGAUUGGACCGCGAAGUCGUGUUCGCCGUCCCUUGUUUUUUCGUCUCUUCAUUCCUCAUCACCUUCGACUGCCCAGGCUCUUUCAGGCUCACCGACAGACGGCUCAGUUCUUCGCGCGAGUCGGGCCGCUUCCACGUUGCCAGUGCCCCCAUCCCCGGUGUCCUCGUCUCUUUGUCAACCGCUUGCAUCUUCUUUCUCUUCAUCGUCUCCCUCUCAGGAUUCUUCGCUCGGCACUUCCUCGCGAAGCCUGCAGUCAGCAUGUGACUCUGGUCGAUCCGUGACAUUAGAGCAGCCUUCCGGUGGAGUGCGCCCUGGAUCGGUCUCUGAGGUGGCAUCGGACACGCGUGUACACGGACGUACCUCGUCUCGCUGUGAUGGCGACGUUCCUGAACACGAAACGACGCCGCGAGUCGGGAGCAAUGGAGACAAGGAAGACGACCCUUCCGAAGACAAAGUUUCUGCAAGCAUCUCUUCUUUAUCGGGGGACACGCACCCUUCCCCCGUUUCAUCUGAUCUUCAGUUGCAGCUUCGAACCGAAAAGGCGUCUCUCGUUCGUUCAGAGACGGCAAGCGAUGUCUCAGCUUGUUCGUGCACACCCGACUCUCUGUUGAGGAGAAAUGACUCUUGCGAUUCGUCGGUGCCAACGUUGCCCGCAAGUGCACAACACACGGGAGAAGUCUGCGCUGCUGCGCAUGGGGCCUGUGUGGUUGCUGCUUGCGGAGAACGGCAAGCUGCAUCACGGCUGGGGUUCCCUUUCUCUGUAGACAAGACGGCUACCAUGUUCCCCUGUUUAGCCAGCUCCUGUGGUUCUCAGAGGGUCCCAGGGAGCGAGGGCGAAGCGAGGCUAAAUGAUUUGACCAGUGCAUUCGAACUAUUUCGUCCUCAUGCAUCUGCCUUUCCCUGCACAGUCGCGCAACAGGCUGAGGUGUACGUCCAACUGCUUACGGGUUUGGUUAAACUUCGAGCAUCUUUCUGGCGCUCGACCACUCGGUCACACGCGUUCUCAUUUCAUAUCUUUCAGAUUCGAAACGCAAAGACUGACAGCGAUCUCGGCCCCUAUCGAGAGAUUUUCGAGCCGCUUUUUUCUCGCCUGGGCCUGCCGCUGACUCAUACACCUGCAGUGCCACACUUGGCGGAGUGGGUUCUCUUGAAGAAUCUUUCUUCUGACAAAGAGGUGGAGGAAGAACAGAAAGGAAACCUGGACAGUCUGAUGGGCGAUGAACACGGACAACAAGAUGAUCACGCAUUGCGUGGGUUCGAGCGCGGAGCUGCUUCCGCGAGAAAGUGGAGCCGGGGAAGCAGAGGACACGCGAAAGAGUUGGCAUCUGCCUCUCAGCGGAGAAGAUCGAGUAGCACCCGCUCGCCGUCACCGUCGCUCAGUGAUGAAAACGACGUUAUCGGUUCUUCUCCGUUUUCAGGAGAAGGCCUCGAUGGUCAACGCUGUUCUGCGUUUGCCCCGCUACAAAGCGACGGGGAACGGCACGUCAGUCCAAUCACUGAGCUCGUGAAGCAGGAUGGACCGCGGUCUCUGGGCCGUGCACUGGAUACCGUCUACGAGGCAUUAGACCGUCUGUUUAUAUCUUCCAAAGAGGCGCAUGACUUCUGCUUGACGCCUGCGUUUCCAGAGGCUAUCUUUGAACCACCCCAGGACGCGAUGGCGUUGGAGAGGGUUCGUGUGGGACAUCAACCGAGGACCCUUUCCUCGUCGGCUUUUGCUGCCGAGCGUCUGGGGCUUGCGCCCCUCUCUCGUCUUCGCUCUGGGAGUUUAGGGGAGACAGAGAGGCGAUGUAGCACGCCCAUUGUGGGACGCGGUUCAGGGACAGUGACAGCUUCUCUGUCAGCUCGUUUGAGUAGCUUCUUCCCUCAACCGUAUGGCAAGCAAAGCUUCUCUCGAUCAGGCGGUACGCCUGCUGCGCUUUCUCAUCCAGAUCACGGACUGCGGCUUUUCCGCUACCCUGGAUUUACAGGGAGACGCGACUGGAGAGGAGAAGAUCUUCCAGUGGGCUCGCUCUCGCUCCAUCAUCAUGAUGCUCAACUCUUGUCUGGGGAGGUCCCUGUUUCACCCGCUUCUUCCGCGGUCUCGUCUGUCCCUCCACUUGCAUCCCCUCAAGGCCACGAAAUAUCUUCCUCGUUUGGUGUUUCACCAUCGCUCCCUCUUCCUCAUCCGCCGUUGUCGAAUCCUUUUCAAAGCGAAGCCGGAUAUCUCCACGCUUCUGCGGGCGAGGGCUCAGCUGCCGGUUUGGCCCAAGCGGUUUCCGAGGUAUCUUCGAGUCAGCGCGCUUUGUCUGGAUCGGCCGUGUUAGUCGCAGAAGGGAUACUGUCGCAAAGCGGAAGAAUGACAACACGGGGAGCGGCAGCGGCCAUCCAGGCAGGAAUCAACCGAGACACGGAAACAGCGGAGAGGUCAGUGUCAGGGGACGGUGUCUUCGGAGAGGGACGAAGCAUCCAUUCCUCUCUUCAGGACUCCGUCAUUGGUACAGCGGCGUCGAAUACGGGAUCGUCUUCAUCUUUGGACCAAGGGAUCAGUCAAGCCCAUGUCUCGGAAGGCAUGAUGCUACUAGAGAGCAAAAGAGAGAAAAGUGGUGCGGGUCCGAUGGAGGCAUCUGUGCCUGUUUCUUCCGGCCUGCCGUCCGUGGCAUCUUGCAGCGAAGAGGGGUGUUUAGGUUCCACAAACGCGGCCGUUUGCCGCUUGUUUGACGAUGCGAAGCAGCAGGAUCUCUCUCAAACGAUGGGCUUGCUAACACCGAAUCUUGCGAAACAAGGCGGAGGACCGGGAAGUGUCGCCUCAGCAUGUGUCGCCAAUCCCAUUCUUACUAGCCUUCACGCAAACGGGUCACCUGGGAUCGCUGGUGCAGGGCAGCCUGCGGCUAUGUUAAGGCAAUUAUCAUGUCAGCCGCGUUCGCACCUCUCUGUUGUUCACCCCACAUCUCUUGCAUUGCCUGUGGCUGGCCCUCCGUCGGGCGCACUUGCUCCGGUCAGCCCGACAGACCUGACAGGACAAGGAACCAUUUUUCCUGUGUCUUCCGUGGAUGGGGCGCCGCCGUCGCGGCCACUGAAUACACAGCGAGGCAGCGGGGCUGUCAGUAUUUCCUCGUCUGCCAGUGUCCCUGUAUCGCAGCCAGGAGGCGCGCCUGUCUCUCAAGAAACGCCAUCGGCUUCAUCGGGAGACGGCCUGAAGACGUCCGUGCCCCCGGGAAGCAGCGAGAAAGAUGAGAGGCCAUCUGGCAGUGCAGGAACUGUCUCAGGCACCUCCGGAGAAGUGGGCGGAACCAAGCAGGGCCUUUCGGUGUUCUCUUCGUCGUCGUGUGCGACCCUUCCCGCGGGCGCACCCUCUCUGCCCCUCGCCAUUUCUUUCACACCUCUCCAGCUUCAGCAACUGCAGCUCCAUCCGAGUAACGUGGCCCUCUUUACCAAUCUGUCUCUUCCUUCGUCCUCCACAGUACUCUCACAGCAGACAGGGACAUGUGUGGCCUCGCCCAUGUUUGUCGCCGGAGGAGGCAACGUGUCUCUUUCCCAGUUGACCGGCUCUGUAAGUGGCCAGAAUCCUGCCUGUUCUGCUGCCUUUCCGUUGCCUUCGUCCCCCACGGGCGACCCGGCCGCAAAUGUCUUUGGUUCUUCUCAGUCGCAGGCAACCAACGGUUUGGCCAUCAACACUUCGCCAGGGUUCCUCCUUCAGAAUCUGCCGGGCGUGUCUGGAGGAGGUAACGCGGCCCCUUCGCUCCGUGCGCAAGUGACGCCUUCUGGGCAGCUCUUCCUUUCUUACUCCCUUUCAUCGGGAACAACUCCUGGAACCACCAGUGUGAGCAGCACACCUGUUGGAGGGACACCUUUCGGAGGCGUGAAAUGCGGGACACUGAACGUCCCGUUUAUUCGGAUGCCUUCCACAACAACUGCAGUGAGUACACCAGGGGCAUUCGGAGCCUCUCGCGACACAAGUGAAGCGGGUCAGUCGACCGGAUCUGAAUCUCGAGGGGGUUUGCCGUCUUACCAGGGGAGUGCACCUGUUGGUGGGGCCGUUCCGGUGGUUCCUGGGGCGCUUGCUGCAGCGGGCUCCGUCCUUUCCGCUGGUGCUCGUUCCGUCUCUUUCUGUGAGCCGCGAGUCCACGGUGGAAUUGAGAGGCAAGGCGCGCUAGCGGGACCAGGUGCACUUUCUGCGGCAACUGUGGGACCGGAAGACGACACACUGUGCAGGGCAUCCGACGGCGGCAUGUCGCAGAAAGGUGAUGCACGCGGGCCUGACGAUGGACAAGGGACGAGAGACACAGCGACAGGUUCAAAUUCGUUGUCAGAUCCGACGUCUCGCUCUCCCUUUCCUCUGUUCCAGCUCUUCCGGAAUGGGUGGUGGGCCACGCCUAUCCCGCCAGAAGACCCACCUCUUGACAGGGAUGCAACCGAGGCGCUGCUUCCUUUCCUUCCGUCCUUCCCAGCCGUUGUGUAUGACAAAGAGGAACAUUGCUUCUUUUCACUCUGGCGGAUGAAGGAUGGUCUCGUGCAGAGGCGGCGGUGCGAGUGUGCUGUUCUUGGUGUUAGAGAAGCUCAUCGGCAAGCCGUUCAAACCGUCUGUCGACUGACGCGCCGGCCCCCAGGUGUCGUGUAUGACUGCAAGAGUGGGAAGUGGUCCGUGUGCGUCACGCGACACAAUGGCCGACAUCGCGCCUCGUUCUCUGUGAAGAAAUUCGGUUUUGAGGGCGCUCACGAAAAGGCUAUGGACUGGUACGAGGCGAAGCGAGUCCAGUUGGGACUGCAUGACAAUCCGACAUGUGCGGAGAUUGUUGAUUUCGACGCAGGCGUGAAGGCGAACCCUGCAGCGCUUCUGGACAUUGUCCGAAAGGCUGUGGACGCCGCCCCUCCUGCACAGCCGGUACGUGCGCCGCCUCCCGCGCAAAAAGGGGAAACGCCGCUUGAUGCAGAAGACGGACGCGAAGAGAGCAAUGACCAAGACAAGAAGAACGCGGGUUCAGCCGGGGGUGUCGACGGAGGGGACACUAGCGCUGGACCUCUCGCUGCGGCCGUUCGCCCACCGCGAAAUGCCGCCUCCGGUUUGGGAGCGAACGCAGCAGGUUCUGAUUCAUUGCCGGCGUCUGGGUCCGCGAGUUCGAAUUCUUCAUCAGCUUCUCCACCUGCUUCCUCCACUGCAGUUUCUUUUUCUGCGUUGAAGCAAGACGGCGAAACAGCUGCACCAGGGGAGGGGGGAAACAAUCCUGAGAAGGCGGCUGUGAGGAACGAAGAAGACAACGCUCACGUCAAACAAUGUGAAAGUUGCUCAGUGAACGAAAAAGAAAACUUUCAAGCUGAACGGGGCCUGCAUGCGCCUUGCAACGAGCAAUCCGCGAACUCUGCUGUCACCGUGUCGGGAGAUACGGGGCUUCAGCGAGGACCCGAGCGCGGCACUGCACAGGCAAACGACGUUGAGGCGACAAGGAUGGAAACCAACACGGAACCUCCAGUUUCAGUACUGAGCACGUCCCAAGGAACUGCUGGAGUGUCGGCCGUCUGCUCCGUUCCCAGGGCAUUUGGAGGCGAAUCGACGUGUCACACAACCGAUGUACAGCCUUCAACAGCCGCUUCUAGCUCUCUGCCUGGCUCGCAGACAGCUGCCCGCAUCACUUCGUUUACCUUGCUCCGCCAUUCUCAGGGGAUGUCAUCUGACCGUGCUUCGCCGGCGUCGCCUCCAGCCCUGUCUGCUGAGGCAACACUCUCAGCGACCGUCUCGCUUCCGGAUUCGGGCGCAGGGCCAGAGCCGAUAAAGAGCUCGCUGGCCAUGGCGGUAGAGUGCGGGAAGGUGGUUACCAAUAAUCGAGAUAUCUUUCAUGCUAUGGAACUGCCAGUUCUGAAGAAUUUGAGAGAAUCAACUGGGGAUUUGGGAAGGUUCGCUACGUGUAUCGCAGGAGGGGACGUGCAAUUCACGUCAUGUGGUUAUCCAGCACUCACUGAAAGCGCAAGGUCGGGCGCAAAAUCAAGUCGGGGGGAAGAGAGUCAGUCUGAGUCGGGUUCGGCGUGUUCUGUUGGCCUGAGAGACAGUCUCGAGGAGCGUACGUCGUCGCAUACUGCAGAAGUUGUGGCAGGCCAGCCGACGGCUGCUUGCACCAUCUAUGAUGAGACGACGUUUGACCAAGAUGCACAGACACAGUUUCCGUGGUCUGCCGUUUCUCGCAUUGGCUCACCAGUGAAGGUCAUCCUGGAACGGUCUCUGACCUCAGGCAUCCCCUGUGGCGGGAACGGUCGUCGACAAGGUUCGCGAGGCCUUAAUGCGUCGAACGCACCUCGAGCGAGAGCGGCAGAUAAGAGUAAUGCGAAUAAGGAAAACAAGGAAGAAGGACUUCAGGGAAACGACAAGGGGAACCCGGGGGAGGAAGCUGGAAAUACAGUGGAGAUCAAAGUAGAAUGUGCCCCCAGUAGUGAAGUGAACAUUUGUCCCACUCAAGCGCUGAGGGCCCAUCACGAUGCCGAUGUGUUCAGAAGUGUUGUGCCGGAAUCUCCGAACGGCAGGCACCACGGUAGGCAGGAUGAAGAAGGUCAUGAACGAUCCAAGCUAGAUUGCAGCCCCCCGACCGACCGCGAGGCUGCCUCAAGUGUUCUUUUAACGGAUGGAGAUAGAGCAUGCAGUGGUUGUGCAGAUCAGGUGACGCCGAGUGCCAAGCCGCCGACAGGUAGAACUACGGGUGGUGAAGAGAAUCGAGCUUCCGUCAGUUCCUGUGAAGGAAUGGCCACAGCCAUCAAGGGGUCAGGAGAUGGCGUGAGAGCGGAUCCAGGAGCAAGGAAACGAGCGUGUGAGGAAGAUCCGAUGGAGCUCAAGAAACGCAAAUGCGGAACUGAAUCGCUCUCAUCAUGUCUUGAGGUGGGAGAACCCGCCACUGCCUGAGCCAGUGUAGAGCCAAACGGUCCAAACAGGCAACGGCGGCUGUUGGGAGUUAGGAAAUGCUGUGCUUGUUGCUGUCCUGGCCCACAUGAGGCACGUCGCCUCGAUUGUACCUGGAACGAUGGUGCAAGAGAAUGAGUUGUAGUGAUAACGAGGAAUUUUGCUGUGCCGACGGGCGGCCUUUCGGAAGCUACACGAUCGAUGCUAUGGACGGUGAACUAGAGCGGCCACGAGGACAGGCUUAACAGACGGUUUGGGGACGAGCGAAGACGCGGUAGCAUUUGGCGCUGGUAACCUACCAACGAGUAACUGCAACGAUCAGAUGAGGCGAACUUGGACGUGGUCGUCAAUUAUCGACACUCAAGAACACUCAACACGAUUGUUGUGGUCAUCCUGUUUCUGUUGAUGCCUUUAUACGAAUAGUCCGCUGCCAUCAUGCACACUACAGAAUGGUGGCCGGAUAGAUUAGCACGCCGAUGUAACUUAGUGUACACGAGUUGUCAGACGCGGUUACCUUUUUCAGGAUUUCCGUGUCUAUGUUUGUAUUCAUGUUUUUCGUCCUUUUCGGAGAGGAACUUCUACGCAUAUGCAUUCGCAUGAAACCCAGGAGUGAGUUUGCCAAGAAACAUAAAGAACUCGAAUAGCUACCACAGCCAAUCACUAAGGCAGUGUCUGUUC